AUGCAGGAAGAAACUCUCCAGGCUCAUGAGGAACAGCAGCAACAGUUGCAGCAACAACAGCACCAGCAGCAGCUGCUGCAGCAACACCACUAUCACCACCACCAGCAGCAGCAGCAGCAGCAGCAGCUUCUGGAGCAGCAAAUCCUGCAGCAGCAGCAGCAGCAGCAGCAGCAGCAGCAAUGUAUAGGAAAUUUAGAGUGUAUGUAUACUCCAAUGGAUGUAAUACAAUCACAGCAUACAGCAGCAGCAGCUGCUGCUGCUGCAGCAGCUGGUUCAGCAGCAGCAGAUGCUGCUGCUACAGGUACACCAGAAGUAACUGCAGCAGCAGCAGUAGCAGCAGCAGCAGCAAACGAUUUUUGUGUCCAUAGUGCUGCUACCUAUCUACCAAGUCAGCAGCAUGACUUAUUUAGCUGCAGCAUUCCUACAGCAGCAACUGCAACUGCUGCUGCUGCUGCUGCUGCACCUGCAGCAGCAGCACCCCCACCAUCAAUAGUAACAGAUAUCUCUGAGCAGCAGCAGCAGCUGCUGCACUCAGCCAUUUCUGCUGUAACCAUUGACAUUCAUGAGAAGCAGCAGCAGCAGCAGCAGCAGCAUUUGCAGCAGCAUUUGCAGCAGCAGCAUUUGCAGCAGCAGCAACAACAGCAGCAGCAGCAGCAGCAGCAAGUUGAACCGGAUACGGACCGCAGCGGGGACAGCAGCAACAUUGAUUGUUUGGUGAAUCGUCUCUUGUGCUGCACAGAAGAUACACAGCAGCAGCAGCAACAGCAGCAGCAGCAACCGCAGCAGCAGCAGGAGCUCGUGGAGCAGCAGCAGCAGCAGCAACAGCAGCAGAAAACAGCAAACUUGCUGCAGCAGCUAUGGACGUGCAUGCAGCCCCAGUCACCUGCAUUAAAUGCUGCACAGAUGCAGCAGCUAAUGCAGCAGGUAUCUAGUAUAUUUAAUACCCUUAGCAGCAAGCAGCAGCAGCAGGAGCUGCAGCAGCAGGAGCUGCAGCAGCAACUGCAGCAGCAGCUGCUCCAGCAGCAGCAGCAGCAGCAGCAGCAGCAGCAGGAGCAGCUGGAGCAGCAAGGGGGUGGCACCCCCAGCACGGUCGAAGAUAUUCCCUCUGAUUGCUUUAUACAGCAGCAGCAGCAACAGCAGCAGCAACAACAGCAGCAGCAGCAGCAGCAGCAGCAGCAAAAGUGCCAUAUGUCUGUGUGCCACAUGGUACCAGAGGAGCAGCAGGAGUUGCUGCAGCAGCAGAGGCUACAGCAACAAGCACUGCAGCACCAUCGGCUACAUCAGCAACAGUUGCAGCAGCAACAGUUGCAGCACCAACAGCUGCAGCAGCAACAGUUGCAGCAGCAACAGCUGCAGCAGCAACAGUUGCAGCAGCAACAGUUGCAGCACCAACAGCUGCAGCAGCAACAGUUGCAGCAGCAACAGUUGCAGCAGCAACAAUUGCAGCAGCAACAGCUGCAGCAGCAACAGUUGCAGCAGCAACAGCUGCAGCAGCAACAGCUGCAGCAGCAACAGCUGCAGCAGCAACAGCUGCAGCAGCAACAGUUGCAACAGCAACAGUUGCAGCAGCAGAGGCUGCAGCAGGAAGCGCUGCAGCAUCAAGGGGUGCAGCAGCAAGAGUUGCAGCAGCAGAGGCUGCAGCAGCAAGAGUUGGAGCAGCAACAGCUGCAGCAGCAACAGUUGCAGCAGCAAGAGUUGGAGCAGCACGGGCUGCAGCAGAGACAGCAGCAGCAGCGGCUGCAGCAGCAGGAGUUGCAGCAGCAAGUGUUACAGCAGCAGAGGCAGCAGCACAUGCUGCAGCAGCAAGGUAUGCUGCAGCAGCAAGGUAUGCUGCAGCAGCAAGUGUUGCAGCAGCAAGGGAUGCAGCAGCAAGUGUUGCAGCACCACGAUAUGCAGCAGCACUUGCUGCAGCAGCAGCAACAGCAGCAAAUGCAGCAGCAGCAGCAGCACUACACCCCACAAGGAUUGAUUCCCUCAAUGCAUGCUGCUGCUGUUGCUGCUGCUGCUGAGCCGCUGCAGCUGUUGGGGCAUCCGCAGCAGCAGAUGCAGCAGCAGAUGCAGCAGCAAAUACAGCAUCAGCAGCAAAUGCAGCAGCAGCAGCAACAACUGCAGCAGCAGCAACAACACAUGCAACAGCAGCAGCAGCACAUGCAGCAUCAGCAGCAGCAAUUACAGCAGCAGCUGUCGCAGCUGCAACAGCAGGAGAUGCUGCAGCAGCAGCAACAAGAGCUGCUGCAGCAGCAGCAGCAACAAGAACUGCAGCAGCAGCAGCAGCACAGUGCAGCACUGAUGCUUCACCCCUCCGUCGCGACGCCGUGCCAUAGUUACUCACAAGUGCAGCAGCAGCAGCAGCAGCAGCAGCAUAUGCAGCAGCAGGAGCAGCAGCAGCAGCUCAUGCAGCAGCAGCAACAGCUCAUGCAGCAACAGCAACAACACAUGCAGCAGCAGCAACAACACAUGCAGCAGCAGCAACAACACAUGCAGCAGCAGCAACAGCACAUGCAGCAGCAGCAGCACAUGCAGCAGCAGCAGCAGCAGCAGCACGAGUGGAUCAAUGGAACUUUGCAGGUGAGCGGGCCCCACAAGUUGGUGGGUAUCGUAGCUCCAGUGCCCUAUGGGUCACUGCAGCAGCAACAGCAGCAACAGCAGCAGCAGCAGCAAAUGCAUGCAUUAGUUGAUUAG
This is a messenger RNA of Eimeria maxima, 2682 nucleotides long. RefSeq lists its product as hypothetical. The record is from RefSeq and is a predicted model, not a curated record. Bases 1 to 2682 code for a protein of 893 amino acids. NCBI's taxonomy places the organism in Eukaryota, Apicomplexa, Conoidasida, Eucoccidiorida, Eimeriidae. The transcript has 2 exons.